UCCUCCUGGCAGCCAUGUUUGCCCUACCGAAGUUUCUGGAAAACGUAUUCAAAGCUUAGAUUCUGUGUAUGAUCUUAUUGUGACCAGAGGUCCUUUAAAGGUUGAAAUGUCUACAGUUAAUGAACUAGAUCUAGUGUUAUUAGGAAACACUGGAUGCGGUAAAAGUUCCACAGGUAAUUCUAUCUUGAGGAAUGAUGUUUUUUAUACUAGCUACAGAACACAGACUGUGACGAAAACUCACCCACAGUAUGAAUGGAGCAGGUUUGAAGAUUGUGUAUUACAAGUAGUUGACACUCCUGGUGCGUUUGAUACCAGUAAAUGUCAAGACAUUUCUCGCAGCAGAGGAGCCAUGGAAGAUACUAUGAUCACUAAUCCACAGGGGUAUCACGCAUUUCUUCUUGUUAUUAAAUAUGCAACUAGACUUACUGAGCCAGAUGAAAAAGUUAUUCAGAUACUAAAAACUAUAUUUGGAAACGAUUUUUUAAGAAACUAUGGCAUCAUUAUCAUGUGUAAUGGUGACAAAUUUAAAAUGCAUGCAAUGAAAGAUGGCUCAAAUCUGGAGACUUACUGCAACAAGGAGACUGGUUCAUUCAAACGACUGUUGGACGAGUGCUGCAACAGGAUUGUUUUGUUCGACAACGUUACGAAAAAUAAAGACGAACGGAACCAGCAAAUCAAGAACCUGAUUGAUAUGGUGAAUCGUCUCCCAAAUGGCGGUAAUAGAUACAGUUUUGAGGAUUUUACAAAGGCGGAAGGGAAACGUAAAGACGUGUAUAACAAUUCAAAAUUGCACAUGAUUGAAAAAGAGACAUUGAAAGCUCAAAGAUUGAUUUUAGACGAAAUCAAAAAUUGUUAUUCUGAACAAGACGAGAAUAAAAAAAUACAGUUAUUGGAAAAGAUCGUGGUUCGAACUGAUGCUAUCAUUGAAAACUUGAAUGAAAAUGAUCAGAAUUCAAGAGCUUUACACGAUAUGUUGCAUAACGUAACAGGGAUCAGGAAAAAUGUCAAGAAACAAAUAAAAUUAUCUCACAUAAUUUUAAAAGACAAACACAGGUUGAAAGUUAGGGAAGAAAAUAUUGUAAAGGAGGUAGAAGACGUAAUGAAUAGAAUGAAAUGGGAAAGUGAAAAACACAAGCCAGAUGAAGAAAAACUUAAACGUGACCUAUCCCAAAUAGAAAAUCAAUACAGGCAAAUAAAGGCGGAGACGGAUAAAGAAUUUUUUAACAGAUCUGAGGUCGAUGUAGUCUAUGUAGGUUCUGAUGCCAAGUUUGAUGAAGCUGACGGUAUUUGUUUCGUUUCUUACUUCAGAAUUUCAGUAGCGCUGUCGCUAGUUGCACUUGUUGUUGCCAUAGUUGCUAUCGCAUGGAUCAUUUACCGUCACAGCUACAAGAACAUUUUCAAAACAACCAUAACUUCGGCUGAUGUAGUGAUCUACCACCAAGAUAAAAAUACACCCAAAAACUACGCUCUCUUGCUUGGAGCUCACACUGUAUCGGCCCUCGUACGUCUGUUUCCUGCAGCGAGAUUCCUCGGUACAGAUCAUAAAGAAGACCCCAUCUUUAACCCAACAAGCCACUCAAUCCUUGAGUUAAACGAACAAGCAACAGACAACAUCCACCAACACGCUACAGGCGUCAACAUCACACGGGAGGGGAUCAACAUUAUAUACCCUGGUUUGUAUUUCGUGUACAGUAGCGUCAACUUUAAGCCUAAUUCCACAAGAUUUUCAGCAGACUUUCAUUAUCAGACGUGGUUCCAGUACAUCAGCAGACGAUCAGCCACCAGCCCAGUUUUAUCUGGCGUCUUAUUGAGAACUGUUCACACCUGUUGUAGCAACUGUACAGGUAGUCAGGAGACGGCUUACACAGGUGCUGUGUUCCACCUACGGACUGGCGACUUGAUACAAAUGAGUGUCUCGGGUCAAGGUCUCAUAGAAUUUAGUGCAGGAGCGUCAUACCUUGGACUUUAUAUGUUACACCAUGAUGUGUAGUCAAUAUUUACAAGGUCUCAUAGAGUUUAGUGCAGGAGCGUCAUACCUUGGACUUUAUAUGUUACACCAUGAUGUGUAGUCAAUAUUUACAAGGUCUCAUAGAGUUUAGUGCAGGAGCGUCAUACCUUGGACUUUAUUUGUUACAUGAUGACGUGUAGUAAAUAUAUAACUCACAAACACACACAUAUAUAUCUAUAAUAUUUUAUAAUCAAGGAAACCUCUGUAAUUCCAAUUACCUCCCGAGAUAUAAAAUCCGAAUAUACUAUCAAUUUCUCUAAAAAAUAAGAUUAACUUUUAACUUGAGCAUUCCACCUAACAGACAAUCACUAGUUAUAUAAUCAUUCAAAAUUUCAAAUGUUUUUUUAAAAACGAAGCUAUGCAGUAUACCUAUUAUUCUAUAAUAUAAGGCUGGUGGUAGUGUGUCAGUCAUUCAGUCAUUCCGUCAUCGCUAUUGAUUUUGGAGCCAUAAAAGUGAACAAAAGCACAUAUUUAAGUUACAAUUUUAUUUUUAAACCAGAAAAUGUAACUAUGUAAUUAAAUGGUGAUUAAGGGGUUUUACUUUCAUCUGCGUGAUGGGUUGAUGAAUUUUAGGGCUUGUAAGUAGAGGUUGCAUAGAUUUGGGAUUAUAAUAUACAGCGUCAGUUAGACUUGCAUGUUCCGCACUAUAAUACACAUAUUUUUACCAUUCAUUUGGCUUUUGUGUUUGCAUUGUAUUUUUGUUUUUGCAUUGCUUUUUUUUAAUAUUCCGACUUGGGAACAGAACAGAACAAAACUAAACACAAAAGCAGAAGUGAACACAAACACAAAUACAAAAGAAAACACAAACACAAAGAAAACGCAAACACAAACAAAACACAAACACAAUGCAAACGCCUACACAUUCGCAAAAAAAAGAGUACGCAAGCACAUUCGCUAAAGCAAACACAAAAGAAAACGCAACGCAAAAGCAAACACAAACGUAAACACAAAUGUAAAAACAAAUGCAAAUGCAAUGCAAAAAAAACGCAACGCAAAAAACCUUAAACGAAAACACAAACACAACACAAACGCAGACGAAAACAUAAACAAAAACACAAAAGAAAACGCAAACGCUCACACAAACACCAUGCAAACAUAAAUGCAAUAGCAAACGGAAAAAUAAACAAACGCAAUCACAAACACAAACGCAAACCUAAAUGCAAGCAAUAACGCAUAACAUAAACACAAACAUAAAUGCAAACAUAAACGGAUAGUGCUCAUGGUAUAGCCCGGGGCGCAAAAUCGCACCCUGCCGGGGCGCCGGCGGAACCGCCUGGUUCAAUUUACUAAAAGACUAUAAUACACCAUCUUAUCCACAGUCUAUUGCACUCACUUAAACGAACGAUUCGAAUUAGUGAAGGUCUUUAGCAACCCUACUCCAUUAAUUAUAAUAAGACAAUUCGAUAAAAAAAUCACUUCAUGUGGUGUUUACAUAAUAACUUAAAUAUUAAAUAAAGUAUAGAACGUGUAAUACAAAAAUGCGUAGUGAUUUAUUUCGGCGAACAGGGCGAUCUAUAGAUUGU
Physella acuta is the source of this 3531-nucleotide messenger RNA. RefSeq lists its product as uncharacterized. Gene Ontology annotation, biological process: immune response. Gene Ontology annotation, cellular component: membrane. The record is from RefSeq and is a predicted model, not a curated record. Gene Ontology annotation, molecular function: GTP binding; tumor necrosis factor receptor binding. Lineage: Eukaryota; Metazoa; Mollusca; Gastropoda; Physidae.